AUGAAUACAUACAAAGGACUUUUCGUCCUAGCUUUAGUAGCCCUAGUGGGUGUAACCUUAACACAAUCCAGGGAAAUUAGCCGCGAUAAACGGGAAGCUGAUUUGGAAGUAGCCGCUUCGGGUCACGGUCAUCAUUGGAAAAAAGGUGGUGGACAUGAAAGUCAUGCGGAUCAUCACAGCAGCCACGGUGAUAAAGGAGAUAAAGGCUACAAAGGUCAUCACCACCAUGAAAAGGGAUCCAAAGGUCACCACGACAAAGAAGGACACAAGAAACAUUACGAAGAACACGGAGGACACAAAAAGAAACACCAUCACGAUGACGGUUACCACGCCGAACACCACAAAGGAGAAAAGGGAGAAAAAGGACACAAAUACGGAGAGAAAGGCUCUUACAAGAAGGGGCACAGCACCAAGGGAGGACACGAUGUUCACAAGCUUGACGAAUACAAGAAAGAAAAACACUUCUUCGACGAAGACCAUGAUUCCGGACACCACGAGAAACACGGAGGAUACCACCACGAAGACGGAUACAAGAAGGGAGGUCACAAGAAAGGAGGACACAAGAAAGGGGGACACCACGAAGACCACUACGGAAAGAAAGCAGGUCACGAAAAGGGAUCUCAUUACCACGAAGACGCCGGUCACAAGAAAGCAGGAGGUCACGACGAUCACUACCAUCACGACUCCAAAUAUGGAAAGAAGGGUGGUCAUGAAGAUCACAAGAAAUGGGGCUACAAAAAGGGUCAUUAA
Messenger RNA from Psylliodes chrysocephalus, 750 nucleotides. NCBI's taxonomy places the organism in Eukaryota, Metazoa, Arthropoda, Insecta, Coleoptera, Chrysomelidae. The record is from the annotation of a GenBank genome assembly.